Molecule: messenger RNA, 2616 nt
Organism: Lolium perenne
Lineage: Eukaryota; Viridiplantae; Streptophyta; Magnoliopsida; Poales; Poaceae
Product: BTB/POZ domain-containing protein At5g66560-like
Molecular function (GO): protein binding
Source: RefSeq, a predicted model, not a curated record
ACGCGACGUGAUCUCAUCCCGGUCUACAUCGUGGUGUCAUGGUGGAACGGUUAGUUAGCUCACACACCUCAUCACGAUCUCCAAUCUCCAAACCAGUUUUACUAUAGCAAACAGCGAAUGAUGGGAGGAUUUUGUAGGCGGCCGUAGCUUUCCAUACAUGUCAGCAGCAAUAACUCCGUCCUGCUGCUGCGGCUGAAACUGCCGCCGGCCGGAAGUGGGAUCCUGAUCGAUUUAUUUGUUUGGCCGGGGUAGAUGGCGCCGCCCUAAAUAAGCCUACCCACCUUCCACCUCAAUUAUACGACGGAGCGAGGAGGCCCGCUGCCGGGUAUGUAAAUGCCGUCGUCGUCCUCCUCCAACUUGUCACAAUCCGGGACAGCUAGAAGCAGCAGCGGCUGCCUGCCAUGUCGUCUUCCUCCGUCGCGCCGCGCGGCCCGUCCAGGGGCGAGGCCUGGUUCUGCACCACCGGGCUGCCCAGCGACGUCGUCUUCGAGGUGCAGGACAUGAGCUUCCACCUCCACAAGUUCCCGCUCAUGUCCAAGAGCAGGAAAAUCAGCCGCAUGCUCACCGAGCAGGACGAGCAUCGUCCGGCGCGCCAGCGGCGGCGGAGUAAUAGCGACGUAGACAAUGCCGACGACGAUACUUCUGCUGACGCGGAAACAGAGAUUGAGGAAGCAGAGAUAGAGGAAGCAGAGGAGGGGAACGAGCAGCAGCAGGGGCAGGUUCGGAUGGACGACGGGAACUCGUACCGCAUCACCUUCCCGGACUUCCCCGGCGGACCGGGCACAUUCGAGGCGGCCGCCAAGUUCUGCUACGGCGUGCGCCUCGACCUCACGCCCUGGAACGUGGCGCCGCUGCGGUGCGCGGCGGAGUACCUGGAGAUGACGGAGGAGCACGCGGAGGACAACCUGGCGGCGCGCGCGGAGGCGUACCUCGCCCAGUCCGUGCUCCGGCACCCCGGGGAGGCCGCCAGGGCGCUCAAGUCCUGCGAGGACCUGCUGCCGCACGCCGAGGAGCUCGGCAUCGUCGACCGCUGCGUGGAGGCCAUCGCCGCGCGCUCGUCCUCGUCGUCGUCGCGCGCCUGGGUCGACGACCUGGCCGUGCUCGGCCUGCGCAUGUACAAGCGGGUGAUGGCGGCCAUGGCGGCGCGCGAGGGCGCGGGGGCGACGGAGGCCGUGGAGAGCUGCCUCGUGUCCUACGCCCGGGCCACCCUCCCCGGGCUGUCGCGGUCCAUGCGGUGGCGCCGGGCCUCCGCGCCCGUGUCGUCGGAGGUGGAGCAGCGGGACUUGCUGGAGGCGGUGGUCGCCAGCCUGCCCCCGGACAAGUGCUCGGGCCGCGUCGUCACCGCCAAGUUCCUGUUCGCGCUGCUGCGGACGGCGCACAUCCUGCGCGCGUCCGACGAGGCGCGCGCGGCGCUGGAGCGCAAGGCCGCCACGCAGCUGGAGCAGGCCACGCUAGAGGACGUGCUCAUCCCGAGCUUCUCCGGCGCCGCGGAGACGCUCUACGACGUGGACUGCGUCGAGCGGAUCGUCAGGCAUUUUCUCUCUGACGAGGACGAGGCGUCGUCCUCGGCCGCUGCGAUCACCGAGGAGGAUGUGGCGGCUAGGACGACGGCGUCUCGGCCGUCUGCCGUGGUCAUGGUACAGGUGGGCAAGCUGGUGGACAACUACCUCGCCGAGGUGGCGUCGGACGCCAACCUGAAGCCCGCCAAAUUCUGCGAGCUGGCGCUGGCACUGCCGGACCACGCCCGCAUCUACGACGAUGGCGUCUACCGCGCAGUCGACGUCUACCUCAAGGCGCACCCACGGCUGACGGCGGAGGAGCGGGACCGGGUGUGCGGCGUGGUGGACUGCCGGAAGCUGACGGUGGAGGCGUGCACGCACGCGGCGCAGAACGAGCGGCUCCCGCUGCGCGCGGUGCUGCAGGUGCUCUUCUUCGAGCAGCUGCAGCUCCGGCGCGCCAUCGCGGGCACGCUGCUGGCGUCCACGACGGGCGCCCCGCGUCAGCAGCAGCGGGCGGCGGCGCUCCGGCAUGCGGCUGGCCCGAGCGAGACGUGGCGGACGGCGGCGGUGCAGGAGAGCCAGGUGCUGCGGGUGGACAUGGACGGCAUGCGGAGCCGGGUGCAGGGGCUGGAGCGGGAGUGCUCCAGCAUGCGGAGGGCCAUCAAGAAGAUCGACGGCCGCGAUGACGCUGCCGCCGGGUCGUCGCCCGGCAGCGCGGACGCCGGCGGCGCGAGUAGCUGGAGGUCGCGGUACGGGUGCAAGUUCAGCACGCAGGUGUGCGACUCGCAGGCGCGCGACGCCGUCGUGUCCAGGGCGUCUAGGAUGGGGAUGAGCCCAUGAGGCCAUGACAGAACAAUGAUGGCGCGCAAUGCGUGCAGUGCAGCAUGGUUCGCGCCAUCUGCCAUUCCGUUUGAACACGGCAAGUUUCACGACGGUCGACCAGAAAUCAACACUUGAGAUGAAAAUGAUUGAGAGUUUCCCACUGGACUGAGCAAAUCCUUCCGAGAUCGAUCGGACGCGGCAAAAUCUCACCCCUUCUCAUCUCGUCCGUGUGAUUUCGUGACCUGAAACUGAAAGGCGCCCUGCCAAACGUGUGGGCAACAACACAGGGCCGUCG